Molecule: messenger RNA, 986 nt
Organism: Capsella rubella
Lineage: Eukaryota; Viridiplantae; Streptophyta; Magnoliopsida; Brassicales; Brassicaceae
Product: F-box/kelch-repeat protein At2g43270
Exons: 2
Coding region: 79-897 (272 amino acids)
Molecular function (GO): protein binding
Source: RefSeq, a predicted model, not a curated record
UAAUUUAUCUAUUAAUUUAUGAUAUUAAUAGAUUAUAUAUAGUUUCGCUCAGACAGAAGUCAGAAAAAGCACAAAAGCAUGCAAGCAACAAAGAUGGUUGAAGAAGAAAAAAACACAAACUGGAUCUACGUGUCCGAAUUACUGGAAGAAAUAUUCCUCCGACUGCCCUCGAAAUCAAUUCUGAAGUUCAAAACCGUCUCAAAACAAUGGAGAUCAAUCCUGGAAUCGAAGAUAUUCGUAGAAAGGCGUAUGAAUAUUGUGAAGACCAGGAAAAUCAUCGCUGCUUACAACUGCGACUGUGGCGACCGGCCGAGAAUCAUCCGCCAGGCACGGCUCGACGAAGCGGACGACGAAGAGAUCGUAUAUAUACACUUCGGCGACUCACAACUCUGGAACGUUUGGGACGGACGGCCCUUGAUGACUUGCGACGGUUUGGUCUGCAUAGUUGAACCAGAGUCUAUCAUCGUUUUGAACCCCUCGACCGGACAACUCCUGCGGUUCCCUUCUGCCCCAGAUCCUUCCUCCCGAUUUAUAAACGGUAGAGAAGGGUCAGAUUUCUUUUGGGGAAACUGGGUCAUGGGAUUUGGUAGAGACAAAGUUACGGGGAGCUAUAAAGUAGCCAAAAUGUGCUUUUAUCCUACGGAGGGAGGAUGCGAUGUUCUUGAUGUUGAAAGUGGUGAAUGGAGGAACCUGAGGCUUUAUCCUUAUGUGGUCCAAGUGUCAAAACUAUCCGUGUGUGUGAGUGGAUCCAUCUAUUGGUUAUCCACCGCAUCGUAUAAAAUUGGAAGGGGUUACAAAAUCCUAGCCUUGGAUCUUCACAAACAAGAGUUUCAUUACAUCUCUGUUCCGGAUAAGUGGGUCUCGCGAACUACCCAUAUCGCUAACCUGACCGUCUAACCAUGUCCGAUACGGUUCGUGGUACCACACUAGAGAUAUUUAGCAUGGAUGCACACCAGGAAAUGUGGAGCAAGGCUUACUCCAUAAAU